AUGACGCCACUGAGCACAUGGAUGUUAGACACCUUGUGCUCCUCUACCUUCUGCUGGAGGAUGCCUUACAGGUCAGUACACUUUGCUGAUGUUGUUGACAACCGGCUGACAACCUCACGCACACUUGUGAAUAGAUUCACUGAGGCUGAAGCCACACUACAAGGCAUCUCAAACAAAGUGAAAGAAGCCCUUGGCACUGAUGACCCAAUCACCCUCACUGACUCUCAGGGGAACAAGAUUAUGGAUUCCGAAGGCACAAGAACUUCCCACUACUGGAAACAAAAUUCAAGGAAGAUUUAUGCCUUGAUGGAUGAGGACUUCCAGGAGUUCCAGUCAGGGCGAAGAUCAAGAACUAGUCGCAGGGUUGAGGAUAGCUUUCCAGUCCAGCAAACACUGGACCAACUACAAGAAAUUAGAGACAACAUAACCCGGCUGUCAGAGGUGGUCAAGACUACGACUACAGCAGCUCUGACGACUGCUGCCCUGAAGCCAGCAAUGGAAGGUGUAUCCUGCCUUGUUUGUAAAGAUAUAAUGGAUAGACCCGUCUUUGCAACCUGUUGCAGGUCUCUUGUUGGGUGUUGGACCUGUGUGGAGCAGUGGCUGCUUACCUCUGAGCACUGCCUGAAAUGCAGAGCUGAAGCUUUUAGUGAAAAUAUACAUGAGACACUGGGUCUCUCUGCAGUGAUUGUUAUUUUUUAA
Molecule: messenger RNA, 699 nt
Organism: Neoarius graeffei (lesser salmon catfish)
Lineage: Eukaryota; Metazoa; Chordata; Actinopteri; Siluriformes; Ariidae
Exons: 5
Coding region: 1-699 (232 amino acids)
Source: RefSeq, a predicted model, not a curated record